GAAAUUUUAUGCAUAAGAAAAUUACACACUUAGAAAAGUUAGAAAAAUGUUAUUUCUGGAGCCCUGUAACAAUGGUGGAAAUGUGGAUAAUAUGGCACCAUUUCCAGGCUCACUACACCAGGUGGAGUAACCUGAGAUGAUACCACGGUAAUGAAUGCACUUCUAAUGUAUAAUGGUGAACCAACCUCAGUUUCCAGUUGGUAAUU
Molecule: messenger RNA, 206 nt
Organism: Geodia barretti
Lineage: Eukaryota; Metazoa; Porifera; Demospongiae; Tetractinellida; Geodiidae
Source: the annotation of a GenBank genome assembly